CACUACCUAAUCUACAUAUUUACAUGCGCAACAUGACUAACUCCCACCCUUCAACAGAGUAGAGAAAUGCUGCCCGGACGCAAUGGCGACAUGGAAGGAGCUUGGAGAGGUGCCAGAUUCGGACGACGAAAGCGGAUUCGAUAGUAGUUCAGAAUCUGAAUGUGAACUCCCACAACAACCAAGCAGCCCUGGCGACAAUCCUGGCAUCGAAAAUGCACUUGAGGUUGGGGGCAUAGAAACAAAGAAGAGGACUGUUUGGGAUAUACCUCUUUCCUCUCAAAAUUCUGGAAAAGAAUGCGAUGCAGUUGAAUAUCCGAAUUCUCUACCACUUCAAGCGCCCCUCGAACCGGAAUCUAUACAACAACUCGAUUCGUCUCCUCUUUCAUCGCCACUCCCUGAGCCACUUGAUGACUUCGACAAUUCCAUAAAACCUGCAGAGACUGAGAAAGCGGAGCUAGAUACUCCUCAAGCACCCGAAGCACCGCCUGCUAAACAGUAUACAACCGCCGUAUUUGAGGUGGAGGAUACUUUCGAGGAUGAAGUUGACUUCGCACAGGAAGGGACUCGACUCGGGAGAUCAUUGAGACCAAGGAAGCCUAUUCAAGAACAUCCUUACUUGCUAGAGAGCGCCCAAUAUAGCAAAACUCUGAAGUCUCAUGGUGUACGGCCCUUACGUGUGCAAAUUGAAGAGGCAGCGAGAAAGAGGCAGGAGGAAGAAGACUCUCAAGAACAAGACUAUGAAGAUGACAGUCAAUCGACAGCGCGAGGAUUUGUGCAGGAAGACUCUGGAGAGAGCCAAGAAAUCCAGCCUGCAGCAUUAUUUGAGGAUACCGAGGGGGAGGCCGGCCCAGCAAGUAGUCCACCACCUCCAGAACGUCGAGAGGAAGCACCUGUGCCUUUGUUAGGAAGCUCUCAAGGCGACGAUGAAUUUCCCGACCCUGCUGAUGUAGCUAAGUGGAAUUUGGGGAAGAGGCCGAUUGGGAGUGUGAAGAGGCAGGCUUCGCCCAGAGUUUCCAAGAAAAGAAAGCUCCCAAAGUUGCAUCAGCCUGCGAGACUCACGAGAGAGGCUUCGCCUUCACCAUAUUCUAGCCAUAUCUUCGAUAUUCCUCCCUCACCUCCUCAGACUAGCCCGAAUUUCCUCACGGCUACGCCUAUUACCGCCAUUAGACGCUCAGUACCUGUAACGACGCUUACACCAAAACGAAGUAGCACAGUAUCAUCACAGAAUCAGAGUCCUGCUCCCGCUAACCAAAACACCAGCAUGAUUGACCUUACAGCCAUGGCGGAUACAAGUAGUGAACACAAUUCGGGCUCAAGCAGCGACUCUGAAAGCGAGUCAGAGACGGUACAAGCUACUAUGAGAAGAAGAAUGCGUGGUGUAUUGCCGGCAUCUUGGCUUCGACUUGACCAGCAAGGAACCCGCCAGAAAAGUACGCAAGCUAUCCCGCAGCGGAGCCCAGGUCGUUCUCCAGAAAGGACUCAGAGAAAAGGUGUAGCCCAACGCCGGCAGAUUUCACCUAAGCCUAGCAAUAGAGCGGCUCUAUUUCUUGAUGAAUCUGACGACGAAGACGUGACUUUACGAGCCGACGAGAUUGACGAACCUCGUAUCAACAACCAGACGGAUUUUUCUAUCUUUGAAGACGAUGCUGCCUCCGUUAUUGAAGAUGAUCCUAUUGAUUUUAUGAUGCCUGGAAGGAAAAGAACCAAUACACACCUGAAUGGAUCGGAGAGGCCUCGGAAACGAAAGAAAAACCAACAAUCUACAUUUAAAGGCCAACCAGGGCAAGCGAAGCGACAGCAGAGGAUUACUGGGUUACUGGGUAGGACGAAGGGCUCAUCAGCUGGGAAGAGUGUUCAAAGGCAUCUCACUAGUAGUAGCUCUAAAAUUCAUCGAAUGAGAGAUCUUGGUAGGGCGCCAGCUAGGUCUACGCCGCCCCCUCGACUUGGCAUUUUGGAUGUCGUUGAACCAGGCGCGCCUUCUUUUAUUCGCAUAGCUGCCCGAACAGCAAACCGAAGACAGGAUAAGGGCAGAUCGAGCCCCUCAAAGAAACAGAUUGCAUUAGGGACGCGCCAAGACAACGUUGAUGCCAUCAGUGCUCUUAGAGAUUGGAAAAAGGGUCGUAUUCAACCAAGGACGUCUUCUGGCGCCUUAGAAAAGCUCCAAGAAAAUCCACCAAAGUCCCUUCGGCCCCUUUCCAAUAAUUCUGUCGUUCAAGCUCCGAAAACAAGUUCGAAGCCACGACACCGUCAAGUUGUGCCCUCAAGCCAUUUUUCACAACCCCAACGAAUGGUCAAGCAGGCAAGCAUCGACAAUUUCGUGACCGUUGAAGCUAUAACACCAUAUCCAUCAACGUACCUCCAUUCUACGGUCUCUGUACCUAAACGUUCUCAAAUCGCUCGAGCAAAGACGUACAGCAACGCAACUUCCAGGCCCGCGCAGCUUGAAACAGCUGGCGAAAGGGCUGGGCGACAUGCCUUUGAUCAGCGAAAGAGAGUCCUUGAUGCGUUGUAUCGGAAAUCGCGCAGAAACUUACCAACUCUAGCGAGCGGCGGACUCGAUCGACUUGUGGGCGGGAGCGUGCUUAUCGAAAAUCCCAAUCAAUGUGCCGAGGACCUUGCAUCAAAUCAUGAUCCUAAAAGAACUGGUCCUUCAUUAAUACGGAAGCGACUAAAGCCUCGAAAGCAUUUCCUACCUCAACACGUGGAUAUUACCGCUCCUCAAUAUGCACACGCUAAUGACCCCCUACCACAUGAAGUGAGUCUCUUAAGUCCCAUCGUCGAAGAGACGCAUACGACGGACUCUACAGGCAAACUACUAGGGCUUGGUCCAUUCGGUACACAUUAUACUCAGCAUUUUGAGAUAUUCCCACUAGACUUUGGAGUUUUCUUUCAUGAAAGCACACUUCUUGGAAGCGGCCGAUUACUCAAGGCAUCAUAUGAGAGAUCCCCCGAUAGCCUACAUCGCUCCCGGGGUUAUGCUACAUUUACCCUGGAUGAAAAAGCUCUACGAUGGGGUCAGUGGGAUGCACAAACUUCAUCGGAAUUGGGAAUAAUUUUUGACUGGAUGGUGGAUUAUCUUCAUUCUGACUCUCUUGACCUUAACAGAGAUAGGAGUCUGGUACUAGCCGCGGAUUUCGUCCUAGAUUACCUUCAAGAUUACGUGACUUUUUCGGAUGGUGAGAGUGAAAAGCACUUCUCUAGCCGAGUCCUGGAAAUAUUACAUACCUUCACGCAGCGCCUGGACAACCUGAAACCCCAGUCUUCAGAUCGGAUUCGAUCUCACAUAGAAAUUCUAAGUCGCAGCUUGAUCAUCAUAUUCCAAGUCUUGCGUAUUUGCCAUAGCCUUAACCAGCUAUCGGAAAUAUUUCAGCUUGAAGAGCUUUUAUCAAAAAUCGCAAAGAGGACAGUCCGCCAACUGCUCGAGACAGAGUUGGUAGAUGUUCGAAACUUGUACCGCGAUCUACAACGCAUGCCCUUCCGGGAGAGAGGUAUUCACAAUGACAACUACUCGGCGGUUUGCUGGGUUAUUCUCAUCCGAGUGCUCGAAGAAACCCAUAUUCCUAGAUCUGGGUUUUGGGAUGUUGUGUCUUUUGUCAUGCUCAGUAGAAGCCUGACCUCUAUCAGCGAUGCGCACGCCUUCGAGCGGAUCUGGUUCGACCUAUUUACUCUGCUCCCGUUGGGUGAAUUCGAUAAUACUGGUGUUGUUGUGCCGGGUUCUAGGCAUACUACGCCCUUGGAGGGUUGGUCCCUCCCACAGGCGCUACUCCGACGUAUUUUUCAGCUCUACGAAGGUAACUCAAGACAAUCUCCGAGCUUUAACGAUUACUGUCGAGGCAUCGUUAGUCGCUGCCAUUACCUCGUAGAACAGUGGGGAUGGCGAAAGUCCAAUGGUAUAAUAGGGACUAUCUUUGACUUCUUUGCUGCCCGAGGACUCUCUCAUUUGCGGAACGAGGAGGUAUAUAAGUCGCCAGACUUCCUGGAGUGUCUAACAGGACACCCGCCUCUUGCUAUUGUACCAGAGGACAGAUGUUUCCAUAUUUUUCUGAAACUUCUGGCACUAUCUAUUAGGAACUUGGAGAGUCGGGGCUUCACCAAGGACGUCAGAAAUAUGGUGGCAAGAGUAUUACCGAACCAUAAUCGGCAGUAUGAGAAAGAAAAAGAUAUCCAUGAGAGCGACCUGGCCGCCCUUAGAAAUCAUCAUGAUCUCCUCUGCACACUCUUUUGGGCUGCACCGGCGAGUUUGCGGCCAUCCGUCCAGACUAUCGAAAAACUGGUCGUGCCCGCAAGUUCCCAUAAAGAAGCCUGUUUGAUUAGCCUGCGAGCCUGGAGCCAAUUAUCCCGGUUUGUGAUGUCGUCAGAUGAAAGUACUGACGCAUACAAGCCUUUUGCUGAUUGGCAAAAAUCUAUAUUUCAGCAAGUGAUAGAACAGUACUUGUCGGCCGAAUCAGAUAUUCAACAGCAACUCUCACGAAUGUCCAAAGACGCCUCAAAAAAUAUUAGCCGGGAUAUGAUGAACGCGGUUGUUAAACUGAAUAGGAAGAGUGCAAUGGAUGUGAUUCAUUUCUCAAUGAAAGGCUUCCUCGGUGUCAUUAAGCACGCUCCAACGCUUAGUGCCGCUUCAUUUGCCUUGAAUCAUUAUCAACUAGAUCAGGUCUUCACACGUUUCCCAUUUUCAUCCGAAGACUUCGACUGGAGUAGCCUACGAGUUGCCCUAGAUAUUAUCGACCACUACACCACUCGCAUCGAAGAGUUCUUAAUUAAUGGGCCAGAAACAGCCGAUCACUCAUGGCAUGGGGAGGAUGCCAUUAUGCUACUCGAACAUAAAAUGGCCGUGCCUUUCUUCUCGAUGACUCGCACAAUCAUCGGGAUGGAUUUCCGAGAUAGUGGACUUGGUCCUACAAGCGACCGUUCUAUAUGCAUGGAACAAGCCGUGUUGCUCGCAGGACGGCUGGCAGCGCGCUUGGUUCAUGCUCGCCUUUUGCGCGUCUCUCAAUUCUUCGCUACUGGGCGGCAUAGCAUAUUUCACACUAUGUCCAAAGUCAUCAAUUCACCUUCAAGGAGAUAUCAUGCCCUUUUUCUUACCACGCUGAUUCAGCAGGGUAUAGAUGAUUUUAAGGAUUUGGGCGUGACCAUUCUUGAUUUAUUCUUGGUGGAAUUGGUAAAGCCUAUGAGUUUUCUAGCCUAUGAAAACAGGCUUGCUCUAACAAUCAAACGCCACGGUGACCCGUAUCUGAAAAAUGCAGUCGUCGAGAUCGGUAAUAACCCUGAUUAUAAUUCAAAUCGUGAAUUGUUCAGCCGUGUCGUCGCAAUGAUGCGUAAGACGUUACGAUUUACAGAAGUAAACCAGAAACAGCAGCUCCAGUCUCAGUUCUCCAAGGCAUUGAAAAGUACCAUGGACCAAAUGAAAGCUGACCUGAAGUCUAUUACAUUUGAUUCACCCGAGCACGUGGAUUAUAUCGAGUUCGUCCGGUCUAUCGUCACCGUGAUUAGAUCGCAAGACCUGUGCCCUGUGGACUCCUACUUCUAUCAAAUCAGCCGGGAAUAUUCACCCUCUAGUCAAGACCCUCGUCUACAAAUAGCGGGUAUACUAUCAUGGGGUCUCAAGCUAGAAGAGGGUGAUACUAAAGCAACACCUGGACUCUUCUAUCUGCUAUUUCACAAUUUCAAACUUGCCCUCGCGAAUGGCAAUCUUGAGGAUGAAAGCGUCAUCCUCCAACAAGGAAUGGGGAAUCCUGGCGUGUUUUACUUCAUGUUAAGCACGAUGUUUCCAGCAAUCAUAAAAACUGCGCUCUCUGCACCCGAAGGAUGGAUUAUAUUAAUCGCCUACGUUAAUGCCUUUGAAAAACUUCUCACGGCACCUUGUAUGCACAGGGCAAUUGUGGGGGAGGACAUGAAUGGGCUUCUGGCCAUUUUGGCAUCUAGCCUUGCUAGCAUUCACCACCUUCAGAGCCUCGACGCUUUUGAACUGCAUGCAGAAUAUGUCUUGGCCCUUAUUCAGGUCAUGCGCUUCCUCAACUUAGUUUCGCCAUCUUUCACGGCGUACCUGAUAAAUAACCCGGAUUCUCAGGUAGCAGCUGAGAUCACCGAGGCAACCAGUGCGUUUACUGCCUUUACUCGAGCAGCCGGUGAAUACUUGUCCGCUCUUCUCAAUGGAUCAGAACAGGCAAAUAUUGUACAUACCAACGGCUUCUUUCGAGGUAUGUGUGAACUCGCGCCGAAUUCACUUUUACAGCCCAACGAGCACGUCAACAGAUUUGCCAAUCACAUGGUCCGAGAUAUCUGCGAUAACUGGGUGUCAGACGAUUCGGUCAUCAAUAUAAGGGGUCCAUCUAGAGUACGGGAGCCUGGGAAGGGGACUCCAAAUCCGAAACGGGAUGCAAAGAAGCUAAUUCAAACCCUUCACGGGCAGCUUCAGGAAUGGAAUUAUACCAAUGAUGUGGCGACGACAAAGGCUUCAAGGCGAAUUGCGUUGCCGCUUGAAGAGUAUCUGUUUUAGACAUAUAUAAAUGCAUUAAGCCUGGCGUUUGGGUUGCAAUACUUGAGUGGAUAAAUAAAUCACUUUAAAUUCCUAUUUAUUGAUAUCAAUAUACCGACGGCGGGCCAUAAGAACAAAUCCGCCAACCCGCCA
Molecule: messenger RNA, 6628 nt
Organism: Annulohypoxylon maeteangense
Lineage: Eukaryota; Fungi; Ascomycota; Sordariomycetes; Xylariales; Hypoxylaceae
Product: Mus7/MMS22 family-domain-containing protein
Exons: 6
Coding region: 83-6496 (2137 amino acids)
Biological process (GO): replication fork processing; double-strand break repair via homologous recombination
Cellular component (GO): nucleus; Cul8-RING ubiquitin ligase complex
Source: RefSeq, a predicted model, not a curated record